Molecule: messenger RNA, 201 nt
Organism: Cercopithifilaria johnstoni
Lineage: Eukaryota; Metazoa; Nematoda; Chromadorea; Rhabditida; Onchocercidae
Source: the annotation of a GenBank genome assembly
AUGAAAGAUUUUGGAGUCUUAUUGCUUUCUAUAGAAAAGCCAGCUAUAAUUUCCACGCAGUGGAAUGAUAACUACGAUAUCAGUCCUUCCAUCGAUGUUAAAGAAUUGAGAUCGUUACAUGUAAAUGAGGAUCCACCGGGAGAGCAAGGACCACAAGAUGAUGAAGGACCGCAAGGAAUACAAAGACCAGCGGAUGGAUAG